AUGUGUUUCUUUAAUACCGGUGUUCUAACACAUUGGAUGACGACUGAUGAACUUGAGAACCACAUAAGUCCUGAAGAUUUUGAGGAGUUCCUCGAAUGGUGCAAAAAUAAUAAUGCAACACAAAUUUCCCCGAACCAUGAUGUCGAUUACGCCAGUUUCGAGGAUUCGACCACAGUUCUUCCUGUACCAGAAAGAGUAGACUGUUUCGGCUUGGGCACCAUCGCUGGGUUUUUCAACAUGAGACCAGACACGUCAAAUGAUGUCAAUACACAUUUCUAUUUUUCGUCUCGUCAAAAACCGGAGAGAGUACAGGUUUAUCCUGGAACACAGUUUGGUCUGGAAUGGGUGGAUUUUAGACCGGACAGAAGGACCAUAUUGAUUGUACAUGGGUUUAUGAGUCACAGCAACGCGUCCUGGGUUUUAGACAUGACACGAGCGUUUUUAGAAUGGAGGGAUGUGAACGUUAUAGCUGUUGACUGGAGUAAAGGUGGCAACACUUGGAAGUAUUGGAGAGCGGUGGCCAAUACUCGGAGAGUAGGGUCUGAUGUUGUUGGGUUUAUGAAACAGCUCAUGUCAGCGACUGGUGCAAAUGUAAAGGAUUUCCAUUUCAUAGGUCACAGUCUUGGCGCUCACAUCGUGUCCUACGUGUCAUAUCAUAUAGGGAGAGUUGCUAGAAUAACAGGUCUAGACCCAGCACAGCCAUGUUUCAGAACAUCAAGUCGCGUGGAGCGCUUGGAUGAGACCGACGCAGACUUUGUAGAUGUUAUACACACUAACGGGAGACUGUUGAAAAAGAUUGGAUUUGGACUACCAGACCCUAUUGGUCAUGCAGAUUUCUAUCCAAAUGGUGGAAUGGAACAACCUGGCUGUAGGAAUGAGACCAGAACUAUUUGGUCCACACUCUUCCCUGGCUCAGUUGCUAGAUUACAACAAGCUAUAUGCAGCCACGGGCGAGCGUAUCUCCUCUUUACAGAAUCACUGAUCAACAACAACUGUAGCUUCAUAGCGCAUAACUGGAAUUUAACAUAUGAAGGGGUCAAUGCAAGCAUAUUAGCUGCAUGCGAUAGAGCCGCCCCAUGUUCUGAGAUGGGCAUCCGAGCUGAUCAGAAACGGAUCUAUAAAGGAGCUUACUUCGUUCUCACAACCGAAAAGGAACCUUAUUGCCCAACAGACUACGAGCGAACCCAUCCUCAGCCAGAUUUAUUACUAGACUUGCGUAAAGGGUUCCGAAUAGACCGGUCUUCCAAAGCAAAAACAUCAGCACCAGAUUUCGCUGACCCUCAAGACAUAAUCACUACUACCACAGCGAAGAAUUGGUUCUGGAGAGUUAUUGAUAAAUUGGGUUAA
Molecule: messenger RNA, 1347 nt
Organism: Danaus chrysippus (African queen)
Lineage: Eukaryota; Metazoa; Arthropoda; Insecta; Lepidoptera; Nymphalidae
Source: the annotation of a GenBank genome assembly